CGAGACGAGUCAACAAAACAAGCGUGGGGGCUGCAGCUAAGUUAGCUUGGUUAGCUUUGGUAAAAAAAAAAAACGCUACACAAGAUGCUAAAAUGCCAAUUUGCUGGCUUAUCAGCGAGGAAGGAAAUCACAAGCCAAUUCAGCUGCCUCACCUACAGGCAGUUGUCCUGGGUCGAGGUCCAGAAACGACUAUUAAAGACAAAAAAUGCUCCCGGCAGCAAGUUGAAUUGAAAGCAGAAUGCAAUAAAGGUUACAUCAAAGUUAAACAGCUGGGCUUGAACCCCACCUCCAUACAGUCUGUGGUGGUGGGUAAAGGCAACGAGGUGAAAAUGAAGCCUGGGCAGCGGCUUCAUAUUGUCAAUCAACUCUACCCAUACACUGUACAGUUUAAGGAGGACACCAGCGGCAACCACAGCAGUACCAAAAGACCACGAGAGACCACCUCAGAGGACAGAGAGAGCCACAGAGAAGCUCCGAGUAUGAAAGCAGCCAAACAGCCAGAGAAGGCCUCUGAAGCCAUCAACCACGGAGAAGCCACAAAAACAAGUGAAGGUUUUGGACACUGGAGCCAAGGCCUGAAGAGUUCAAUGCAGGACCCCAAGAUGCAGGUGUAUAAGGAUGAUAAAGUGGUAGUAAUCAAAGAUAAAUACCCCAAAGCUCGCUACCACUGGCUGGUCCUCCCGUGGCAGGCUAUUUCCAGUCUGAAGGCCCUGGGGGAUGAGCACUGUAAUCUGGUAAAACACAUGCAGAAAGUUGCUGACCAGAUGGUUCAGCAGUGCCCACAUGCGGACACGCUACGCUUUCGCACAGGAUACCACGCCAUCCCCAGUAUGAGUCAUGUACACCUCCAUGUGAUCAGCCAAGACUUCGACUCUCCUUGUUUGAAGAACAAAAAGCACUGGAACUCAUUCACAAGUGACUAUUUCAUUGAGUCUCAAGACAUCAUCCAGAUGCUUGAAACAUACGGAAAGGUCACUGUCAAAGAAGGCAUGAGUGAGUUGUUGAAACUACCUCUCCGCUGCCACAUGUGUCACAAAGAGCUUUCCACCAUACCAGCGCUGAAGGAACAUCUGAAGUCUCACUUUCCCAAAUGAGAUAUAAACUUGAAAAUGACAUUAUUUUCUUUCAGUUAAGUCAUGAUUCAUGGCUUCAUAGAACAUUGAAAAUGUUUCAUUAAAAGUUAAUUAUGGUAACACAAUGUCCACCUACAGCUUUAGUUGCACUUUCAGAGUAUUUGUUUGUGAGCAGCGUCACUGUGAAGAUAUGCAGUGUAUUCUAAUCAUGUUGGAUGUUGUUUGUUUUAUUCUACAUGUCAGGGCAAGACAGUCCUGAUGUUAUACCUAUUGUUUCUACAUUUUCAAACAUGUAUAAAUAUGUUGCAUUAAAUGUUUUGUAAGA
This is a messenger RNA of Scomber scombrus (Atlantic mackerel), 1398 nucleotides long. It is a transcript of the gene aptx, whose product is annotated as aprataxin. The record is from RefSeq and is a predicted model, not a curated record. The transcript has 7 exons. Bases 93 to 1094 code for a protein of 333 amino acids. NCBI's taxonomy places the organism in Eukaryota, Metazoa, Chordata, Actinopteri, Scombriformes, Scombridae. Gene Ontology annotation, molecular function: double-stranded RNA binding; single-stranded DNA binding; mismatched DNA binding. Gene Ontology annotation, cellular component: nucleus. Gene Ontology annotation, biological process: double-strand break repair; single strand break repair.